GUAGCGGAAUCUCCACAAAGCGCAAUAAAAAAAACAAUGCGGCGAAUGCAAGCACGAAAUAAAUGAUCUCGAGCCCUUGCGUUGCGGCUUUUGUGAAGCCUUUCUCUAUAUCAGCCAGAACUGUUGCGGUAUAAAUUCCCGCGGCUUGAAAGAAGCCUUCACACAGAGAAAAUUGCUUCUUAUAUGUUCAUCGUGUAGAGAAGAAAUAAACGGCCGCAGUAUUCGUUCGUACAUUGCAUCCGUGCCGUCUAAUAUGACUGACCUACCGGCGCAAGUACAUCAGCUAUCUAGUGCUGUUGAGGCGCUUAGCAAUAAAAUCGAUACUCUUACAAGUACACCAUCCCAGCCCGUAUGGCCAACAACUAAUACGCCGGUAUGGCCAGAAAAGAAUAUGUAACGAAGACUGAUUGAUGAUAAACCAGAUUCGCUAGCAACGUCUAGCUGCGGCACGAACAAUGUCGAUUUGAGCGAUCUAACUGUGCCUACAAUUAUGCAAAACGUAAAAAAGUUUUAGCUGUAUCUGUCUGGUUUGAGCCCUCUCAUCACGGAUGCUGAUGUUCAGAAAAUUGUAUCCGGCUGUUUGAUCGUACCAGAAGCAAUGGAUGUGAUACGUUUAGUACCAAAAGGAAAAGAUGUUACUGGUUUGUCUUUCGUAUCCUACAAGGUUGGACUGAGUCCGGAAUUGAAAGGUAAAGGUAGGAUGCAUCAUCUUGGCCUGCCGGACUGCUGUUUCGACAAUUCGUUGAUCAACCAAAAAACUGGGAACGACAACCUGCGCAAUAACAACAAUAAUUUCUUCAUCUGUUGCCGUUUUGGAUUCAAAACACCCUUAAUCAAGCAUUAUGGAAGCCCCUGACCCCUCCGUCACAGUCACGAUCCCUGCUGACAUCCGCCAUCGCCAUCGUCCCGGUCCUGUGUCAGGCAAGUAUUAUCGUCAUUAUGAACGUCCGAUGCCUGAUUUCUCUUCACAUUCCAGCAUUCCGGCUCAGGUAAAGCAUAGCGAUAACGAUAUUAGAAUCUACUACCAAAACGUCCGCAGUUUGAGAACGAAAACCACCGAUCUACUGCUAGCGGAGAUAGAUAGCGGCUUUGACGUCAUAAUAAUGACUGAGACUGGUUUAGACGAAUGCAUCACUACACAACAGCUAUUCGGUUUGGCAUAUCAUGUUUUUCGUUGCGAUCGCAGCGCUAUCAACAGCUUCAAAUCCCGAUUUGGCGGUGUCCCAAUCGCUGUUUGCCGUGUCGUAGAAACCACACAUGGGCGAAAUACAGAACAAAAAACAUGUAUAAAUUUACAGCACGCACUCUAAUAUGGUUAGCUACAACAUUCGCAGCAGUAUUAUCAGAGGAUCCAUUUUCAUGUCCAGCGAAUUGGGAACUACAAGGAACGAGAUGCUUUAAAUAUUUCAGCGUAAAACAUUCAUGGGAAAAGUCCGCCGAAAUAUGCAAAAGGUACGGUGCCGAGCUUGCAACUAUAGAAUCAUUUGAAGAAAAUGAAGCCACCCGUGAAAUUGCCCUUUUUGGUGAAUCUAGAGGUAGAACUGCGAACAUGUAUUGGUUAGGUCUUGCUACUCUAGAUGACUUAAGGACUAAUACAUUAGAAUCGACAGCAGGAGGAUUGGUUUCACAAUAUUCUGGUUUCUGGUCACUUCAACAACCAGAUCCAGAAGGAGGAGAAUGUGUUGCUGCUUCUAAUGAAAAAAAUAUGCAAUCCUGGAAGCUAGAAACUUGUGAAAAUCUUUUACCGUUUAUGUGUAAACGGCCUGCCUGCCCUCAAAACUCGGUUCAGUGUUCUAAUGGUGCUUGUAUCAACCAAGCAUUCAAAUGUGAUGGCCACGAUGACUGUGGCGACGGCAGCGACGAGUUAGAUUGCCCAAAUGUAUGCCAGUUCCACAUGCAAUCUGGAGGUGAUGUUAUCGAAACACCCAGUUUUCCUCAAAAAUAUCCUGCUCUAAGCAACUGUAAGUGGACUUUGGAGGGCCCUCAGGGAACAAACAUUAUACUACAAUUUCAAGAAUUUGAUACCGAGAAAAAUUUUGACUUAGUACAAAUACUUGUUGGUGGUAGAACUGAGGAUAGAGCUAUAUCAUUAGCUACAUUAUCUGGAAAAAGUGAUUUGAGUAGUAAACCUUUCAUUACUGCCUCAAACUUUAUGAUAGUUAAAUUCACAUCAGAUGGAAGCGUCGAAAGAAAAGGAUUUAGAGCCACCUGGAAAACCGAACAUCAGAUUUGUGGCGGAACAUUACUGGCAACUACACAAAGUCAAACCCUUAACAGUCCUGGUUUUCCGAAGAGCUAUCCAGGUGGUCUGGAAUGUUUAUACAUAAUUCAAGCACAAAAUGGACGCGUGAUUUCAAUGGAAAUAAACGACAUGUAUCUUAACGACGAAAUAGACUAUAUUCUAAUUCGCGAUGGAGACAAUCCUCAUAGUAAAGCAGUAGCUCGUCUAACUGGAAAUAAAAUAGACGAUCGAAAUAAGGUUCUUAUAUCAACUGGUAAUAAAUUCUAUAUAUUCUUCAAAACAGCGUUGGGCGAAACCAAAAAAGGAUUCAGCAUAAAAUAUAUUCAAGGUUGCGUAGCGACAAUAACUAGUUUGAAUGGAACAGUUAAUUCUCCAGCUUAUGAUCUGAGCAGCUAUCCAAAUAAUCAAGAUUGUUUUUUUAAAAUUAUCAAUCCUUUGGGCGGACCACUCUCCUUACGAUUCAAAUAUUUCAAUGUUCAUAAAAGUGAUAAAGUACGGAUUUAUGAUGGUUCAUCAACAUCAGGACUGCGCUUACAUCCAUCAGAAGGUUUUACAGGAGAUGUUCUACCAAAGAUUACACUGACUGCAUCCUCUGGAAACAUGCUGAUCAAAUUUGUAACCGAUGCGUUACACAAUAAUAAAGGAUGGUUGGGUGAAUUUUCCGCUGAUUGUCCUGAAUUGAAACCUGGCAUAGGAGCUAUAGCUUCCAGUCGCGAUACAGCGUUCGGCACAGAUAUCACAUUUACGUGCCUAACUGGGCAAGAAUUCGCCACCGGUAAAAACAAAAUUGUGACAACGUGCCUAUCUGGAGGAACAUGGAGCAUCGACUAUAUUCCAAACUGUCAAGAAGUUUAUUGUGGUCCAGUUCCCCAAAUUGACAAUGGAUUCUCAAUUGGUUCAACGAAUGUGACGUAUCGAGGCAACGCAAUGUAUCAAUGUUAUGCCGGAUUCGCAUUUCCAUCAAAUGACGCAAUCGAGACCAUAUCUUGUUUAGCGGAUGGAAAUUGGGAGCGCCAACCAGCUUGUCUUGCAUCGCAAUGUCCGUUGUUACCGGAGGUGUUACACGCCAAUGUAACUAUUCUCAAUGGAGGGGGUAGAAGCUACGGUACAAUUGUUAAUUAUGAGUGUAAUUCAGGCUACCAGAGAAGUGGAAAACCUGUACUAAUAUGUAUGUCAAACGGUACUUGGAGUAGCCCUGUUCCUACAUGCACACGUAAACAAUGUCUUGAAUUCCCGGAUAUCGAAAAUGGAUUUUUUGUAGAUCGCACUCGACAUUAUGUCUUCGGAGAUGAAGCUCGAAUUCAGUGCUAUAAAGGUUAUAAGCAAAUUGGUUCCAACAUUAUAAAAUGUAAUGCAAAUCAACAUUUUGAAGAGCCACCGACAUGUGAAGACAUUGAUGAAUGCUUAACAUCACCUUGUGAUUUGGCAUCAACAGAAUGCGUGAAUACACCUGGAUCAUUCUAUUGUCAGUGUAAGACAGGAUUCUCAUCAUCUUCGGAGUGUCGACCAGUUGGUGAUUUAGGACUUGCUACAGGAGGAAUUGCAGAUAAUAGUAUAACAUCAUCUUCAACAGAGGAUGGAUAUGAUAGAGCAAUGUUGCGAUUAAACUCUGCUGGGUGGUGUGGUAAUUCAAUGGAACCAGGUGCUAAUUGGGUAAUGAUCGAUUUCAAAGCUCCAACCAUAAUCAGAGGUUUUCGGACAAUGUCGGUGCAAAGAUUCGAUGGCAGUUUGGCUUUCACAUCUGCGAUCCGAAUCCAAUAUACGAAUGAUCUAACUGAUAUAUUCAGAGAUUAUGCUAAUCCUGAUGGAACGGCAGUUGAAUUUCGAAUUCUAGAACCAACACUCUCUAUUCUCAAUUUACCAAUUCCAAUAGAGGCACGUUAUGUGCGUUUUCGGGUACAGGAUUUCAUGGUUGCUCCCUGCCUCAAAUUGGAAAUAAUGGGUUGCACACGAAUAGACUGUAUUGAUAUUAACGAAUGUUUAGAUAAAAACGGUGGUUGCCAUCAAAAGUGCAUGAACUCUCCUGGAUCAUAUUCUUGUACUUGUAACACUGGAUAUGAGCUAUAUACACAAAAUGGAACUGCCGGAUUCGACAUUGCCAAUACUGAAUCGGGUGAGCGCGAUGGAGAUGUAUUUCAACUCAAUAAAUCCUGUGUUCCUUUGAUGUGUCCUACAUUGAACGCUCCUGAGCAUGGAAAGCUACUGACAGAUAAAAUAAAACAUCAUCUAGGAGAUGUUGUACAGUUUCAAUGUGAUUUCGGUUUUGUAAUAUCUGGAAGUUCGACACUUCUCUGUAUGCCAUCAGGAAAAUGGAAUGCUAGCAUUCCAGAAUGUAUAUAUGCUAAAUGUGUUUCUCUUCCUGACGACAAAACUGAGGGAUUGAUGAUAGUUCGUCAAGACAAAGAGAGUAUCUUAAUUCCUUUCCGAGAGAAUGUAACUCUUAUAUGUAAUUCACCCGGUCGGAAGCUUAGAAAUUCAAUAUCAGCAAAUUUCAGACAGUGUGUAUAUGACCCCAAACCGGGAUAUCCUGAUUAUUGGCUUUCUGGAGCUACUCCAUCAUGCCAACGAGUUGACUGUGGUGAGCCGAUGCCAACACCCGGUGCAGAAUACGGACAACGAAGUGACACAAGGUUUCAGAGUUCUUUCUUUUUCGGCUGCCAGAAUACAUUCAAACUAGCGGGACAGAGUGCCAAAAAUGAUAACGUUGUACGCUGUACAGAAGAAGGAAUUUGGGAUUUUGGAGAUUUGCGUUGUGAAGGACCAGUCUGUGAAGAUCCUGGCAGACCCAAUGACGGCUAUCAAAUCGCUAAAAGCUACGAGCAAGGUUCCGAAAUAUUAUUUGGAUGCUCUAGACCGGGAUAUAUAUUAAUAAAUCCGCGGCCAAUUUCGUGUAUUAGAGAACCAGAAUGUAAAGUAAUAAAACCGCUGGGAAUAUCGUCAGGUCAAAUUCCUGAUAGUGCAAUUAAUGCUACUUCAGAAAGGCCAAACUAUGAAGCUAAAAAUAUUAGAUUGAGUUCAGUUACUGGAUGGUGUGGAAGACAAGAAGCAUUUACAUACGUUAGCGUAGAUUUGGGAAAAGUUAACCGCAUAAAAGCAAUACUCGUAAAAGGUGUAGUAACUAAUGAUAUUGUUGGGCGGCCUACGGAAAUACGAUUCUUUUACAAACAAUCGGAGAAUGAAAAUUAUGUUGUUUAUUUCCCUAAUUUUAAUUUGACAAUGCGCGAUCCAGGAAAUUACGGAGAACUGGCUAUGAUAACUUUACCAAAGUUCGUUCAAGCGCGCUUCGUGAUUCUUGGCAUAGUAAGCUAUAUGGAUAACGCUUGUCUUAAAUUCGAACUGAUGGGAUGUGAUGAGCCAAUCGUUGAAUCUUUGUUGGGGUACGAUUAUGGAUAUUCACCAUGUGUUGAUAACGAACCUCCAGUGUUUCAAAACUGUCCUCAACAACCAAUAAUUGUGAAACGUGAUCAUAAAGGUGCAAUAUUACCAGUUAAUUUUACUGAACCUAUGGCGGUAGAUAACUCAGGAUCUAUAGCUAGAUUAGAAGUAAAACCACAAAGCUUUAAGACUCCUUCCUAUGUUUUCCAAGACACUAUUGUCAAAUACGUUGCUUUUGAUUACGAUGGAAACGUUGCAAUUUGUGAAAUUAACAUAACAGUUCCCGAUAUUACUCCACCUUCUUUAAAUUGCCCACAGAGCUUCGUGAUUGAACUACUUGAUAAACAGGACAGCUAUUUUGUGCAAUUCAAUGAAACUAAAAAACGAAUAAAAGUUUCCGACAACUCAGGAGAAGUUUCAAUUGAAUACAUGCCUGAAAGCGCUACUAUUCCAAUAGGAGCAUUCGAAAAUGUUACUGUGAUCGCUACUGAUCGUUUCAAUAAUAAAGCUCAAUGUAAUUUUCAAGUGGCUGUGCAAGCAACACAAUGCGUUGAUUGGGAUCUAUUGCCCCCCAGCAAUGGGGAAAUAAAAUGUAAAUCUAGCGAUAUCGGUGUGGAAUGCAUCGCUUCGUGUAAACCAGGCUACAGAUUUACAGACUCGGAUCUUGUUAAAAAGUUUUCAUGUGAAACAAAACGACUAUGGAAACCAACGUCUAUAGUUCCAGAUUGUGUUUCCGAAAACACUCAGCAAGCAGACUACCAUGUCACAGCAACCACGAUAUAUCGAGCAAACGGAGUCGUAGCUGAAUCUUGCCUACCACAAUAUCAAGAACUGCUUGAGAAAUAUUAUCCUAAUCUGAACAAAAUAUUAUCUCAGCGCUGUUCAGCAGUGAACGUUAACAUGAAUGUUUCAUUCAUUAAAUCUUUACCUAAACUGCUCGAAGAAAAUAUGAUACAAAUUGACUUCAUUCUAUCGAUAAUUCCUGCCAUCAAACAACCGCAGUUGUAUGAUCUUUGUGGAUCCACGCUUCAUUUGAUAUUCGAUUUAAGCGUCCCAUAUGCUAGUGCUGUAAUUGAGCCAAUCUCAAAUGUAUCGGCAAUUGGAAACUCAUGUCCUCCACUAAGGGCAUUAAAAAGUUCUAUCGCACGUGGAUUCACAUGUUCUGCUGGAGAAGUUCUUAACAUGGAUACAAAUGAUGUGCCAAGAUGUUUACAUUGUUCAGCUGGAACAUAUGCUGGUGAAAAUCAAAAAAUUUGUACACCAUGCAUGAAAGGUUACUAUCAAAACAGAGGACGUCAAGAAUCGUGCCUUAAAUGUCCUUCAGGAACCUACACUAAGGAAGAUGGGUCGAAAAGUAUCAAAUCUUGCAUUCCAGUCUGCGGCUAUGGAACCUACUCACCUACUGGAUUAGUGCCAUGUUUAGAAUGUCCAAUCAAUUCUUUUUCCGGAAAUCCACCCACAGGUGGAUUCAAAGACUGUCAGGCAUGUCCAGUCAACACAUUCACUUUUUAUCCAGCUGCACAAUCUGUAGAACAAUGUCGAAAAAAAUGUUCACCAGGCCAAUACUCAGCAACAGGUCUCGCGCCUUGCUCACCUUGCCCCAAAAAUUUUUAUCAAAAUCUUGAAGGAAUGCAGACUUGUAAUGAAUGUCCUACAGGAAUGAAAACUGAUAGCACAGGAGCUAUAGGAAGGGACGAAUGUAAACCAGUGAUGUGUAAUGAAAAUUCAUGCCAACACGGUGGUUUGUGCGUGCCAAUGGGCCAUGAUGUACAGUGUUUCUGUCCAGCUGGAUUUUCAGGCCGGAGAUGUGAAAUUGAUAUUGAUGAAUGUGCUUCGCAACCCUGUUAUAACGGAGGCACUUGUAACGAUUUACCUCAAGGCUAUAAAUGCAUUUGUGCUCAAGGGUAUUCCGGUAUAAACUGUCAAGAAGAAAAAAGCGAUUGCAGUAAUCGCACAUGUCCUUCAAGAGCAAUGUGUAAAGAUGAACCUGGCUACAAUAAUUACACUUGUCUUUGUCGUAGUGGGUAUACUGGUGAUGAAUGUGAUAUCACUAUUGAUCCAUGUACAGCCAGCGGCAAUCCAUGCAAAAACGACGCGACUUGUGUUGCUCUUCAGCAAGGUCGAUUCCAAUGCCAAUGUCUGGCUGGUUGGGAAGGACAGUUAUGUGAAAUAAAUACUGAUGAUUGCGCCGAAGCACCUUGUCUUCUAGGCGCAAACUGUACUGAUCUUGUCGAUGAUUUCAUUUGUAACUGCCCAAAUGGUUUUUCAGGAAAAAGAUGCCAAGAGAAAAUUGAUUUAUGUUUGUCCGAACCAUGCCAUCAUGGAUUAUGUGUAGACAGAUUUUUCUAUCACGAGUGUGUUUGCUUGCCUGGAUGGACUGGUGAGUCGUGUAAUGUAAACAUAAACGAAUGCACAAGCGAUCCAUGUCAGAACAAUGGAGACUGUAUUGACAUGAUAGAUGAUUAUCAGUGCAGUUGCGAACCUGGAUAUACGGGAAGAAAUUGUCAACACUAUAUUGAUGACUGUGCCAGUAAACCGUGUCAGAAUGGAGCUACUUGUGUAGAUCAACUAGAUGGCUUCCAUUGCAAAUGUAGGCCUGGUUUUGCUGGUCUACAAUGUGAAACUGAAAUUGAUGAAUGUUUGAGUGAUCCCUGCAAUCCGACAGGAACAGAGCGAUGUAUCGAUGAGGAUAAUGCAUUCCUUUGCUCUUGCAGGGAAGGUUUCACAGGAGAGUUUUGCGAAACAGAUAUCGACGAUUGUCAGGGUACUCCAUGUUUGAAUGGAGGUACAUGCUUCGAUCGAGUGGGUAUUUAUGAAUGUAAAUGUCCUUCGGGUUGGAACGGGUAUCAAUGUGAGCGAUUAAUAACGACUUGUGAUUCUGCUUAUCCGUGUAAAAACGAUGCCCGCUGUAUUGAUUUGUUCGAAGAUUAUUUUUGCGUAUGUCCCAGUGGAACCGAUGGAAAGCAAUGCGAGACGGCACCUGACAGGUGUAUUGGAAAUCCUUGUAUGAAUAGAGGUCAAUGUAAAGAUUAUGGCUCAGGAUUAAACUGCUCUUGCUCAGCAGACUAUACUGGCAUUGGCUGUCAGUAUGAGUAUGAUGCCUGUGAAGCUAAGGUUUGUAAAAACGGAGCACAUUGUAUUGAUCAUGGCUAUGGAUACAAAUGUGUUUGCCCUCCUGGAUAUACCGGAUCAAAUUGUGAUCAAGAUAUUGUUGAUUGCAAAGACAACUCAUGUCCUCCUGGAGCUACAUGUAUAGAUCUUACUGAAGGAUUUUACUGUCAAUGUCCCUUUAAUUUGACAGGAGAUGACUGCCGAAAAUCAAUUCAAGUGGAUUACGAUUUACACUUCACCAACCCUCUACAAUCAUCAGCUGCACAAGUGGUACCAUUCUAUACUGGAUCUCCCGAUAGUUUUACUUUUGCACUAUGGGUACAAUUCGGGCAAAAGGAUGAUACAGGAAUAUUUGCCUCCCUUUACGCCGUCAAGUGA
Wyeomyia smithii (pitcher-plant mosquito) is the source of this 9106-nucleotide messenger RNA. RefSeq names its product sushi, von Willebrand factor type A, EGF and pentraxin domain-containing protein 1 (gene uif). The record is from RefSeq and is a predicted model, not a curated record. NCBI's taxonomy places the organism in Eukaryota, Metazoa, Arthropoda, Insecta, Diptera, Culicidae. Gene Ontology annotation, biological process: Notch signaling pathway. The coding region runs from base 1127 to 9106 and encodes 2659 amino acids. Gene Ontology annotation, molecular function: calcium ion binding; Notch binding. The transcript has 12 exons.